Molecule: messenger RNA, 4431 nt
Organism: Penaeus chinensis
Lineage: Eukaryota; Metazoa; Arthropoda; Malacostraca; Decapoda; Penaeidae
Source: RefSeq, a predicted model, not a curated record
AAUGGUCAGAGGUUGGUUGUACCUUCUCUCUACAAUAUUUGCAUUGUGAGAAAGUAUGUUGAAAGUGGCCUGUAUAAGUUGUACAUAUUAUUUCACGACCGGUGAUUAUAACACAUCGUUGGCCUUGUGAUUUAAGUGUGAUAUGAUUUAUUACCGACCCUUUUGUGCUUAUUUACAACGGAAUUACGAACUUCCCAGUGAAAUAUAGUUGUGGAUGGAGGGAUUAUUGUGCUAAUCAAGGAAAAUAUAAUUUAAUAUAUAUGUACCCAUUGGAAAACAGACUUGGCCGGAUACUACCUAGUCGGGAGUCCAAUCAACAUAGGAGAAGAAACUGAAUGGCCGAAUUCUUUAGAGAAGACCGUCCAAGAUGACAAAGAACGGCGAGGAAAACGAGCAGGAGUGGAAGCAGGGGGCUGCUGCAGCAGAAGCAGGACAGAAAGAGGGUCGCGAGCUGAAAGAAGAGUCGACCGGGGAUGAGCAGAUGUCCAACAGCAGAAUGGCGCAUCUGCUGGCCGUGUACCAGAGCAAGGUGCAGGACAGCAAGAGGGUCAUCGCGAGGCUGAAGAGGCAGAAGGAUUCCCAACUGCAAGCAGUGAUCAGCCAGCUGCUCCUGCUCGAGGCUCAGUUGAGGAAGGAGCAGAAGGGUAUCGUCAGCGAACUGGCUCAGCGGGACCACGUCAUCCUCGCUCAACGUCAGGAGAUAGACCGUCUGAGAAGAGACAACAGAAGGCUGAUAAACAAGCUGAAGAAGAUGAGCGAGGUGUGCGCCGAGGAGCCGGACCAGGUGGAGCCCAGGCUGAAGAUGAGUCGGGUCGAGCCCUGCGAGGAGAGCGCGAUGUCCAGCGCCAGCCGCCCCGAGACAGAAUCAGUCCGCGGCCUCGGGGUCGCCUCCCAGCCGCAAGUCUUCAUCGGGCUGAUUCGCGUGGCGACUAGUGUGUCACAACUGAUCAACUGCAGUAGUGAAUCCAGUUUUUUGAAACCUCAGCAAAUGCUCAACGACAUAAAUAUCAGCAACCCCGUCACCCACUCGACAGCAGAGACCGUGAACCCCAACGUCGCAUCCGUGCGGGCAACCACCGACCGUGUUUUUCACAAGCCGCCCAUCGCCGAGAAGCCCCGAGUCACCAGCCGGGUCGCUAGGGGCCAGCACGGCAACCUCAAGGGCCAACAGCACCUGGUGAGAAGUUACGGAGGAAAGCAGUGCACCAUUGUAUCAACUAUCAGUCGCCUGCUGGAGGAGGAGUCUGAUGCGACAACCACAGGCAGCUCCGGCAGCAGCGAGCCCUCUUCCCCUGAGGCAACCCUGAAGCUGGUCACUCCAAGAGUCAUACGUCUUGCGAAGCAGUACGAGGACGGGCUUAACACCAACUCGCAAAAUAUGCAUAUCUACAACAACCAGGGCUCCGCGGAUUCAUCUCCUGAGUCGCUCAGACACGAGGACCGAAAUUCCAAGUCUUAUAUCAUGGAUGAAUAUGAGGUAACAAGUGGUUACAACAGUGAUGCCAUCAGCGACCACGAGUAUGAGAAUAUUCGUGUUUUAACUCAGGGAAGUAGUGACGUUUCUAGUAAACAUGGAAUGGAUGAAAGUCAAGAUGAGGAAGAAGAUAAUUAUGUCGUCUUGAGAGCUGUCAAGGAGAACCAGGAGACUGGGAACUGGGUGGAUGUCCCUGAGGACCAGCAUAUAUAUUCCAAUGUAGAAUUUGCCUCUGGACUCAUGGUUAAGGAAGUGGAUGAAGACACAGAAAAGGAAUCAGAAACGUCAACAGAGGAGAAGGAUGAGAAGGACACUUCAAGCACGGGAUCCAAGAGCAGUCUGCUUGGGGAAGGGAAAAACAAUGUGCUAGAAACAAACUUAGAUUCUUUGGAUUCAUCUGCUUCUGAAAAUCAAAUGCUUUCUGAAAGUCUACGCACUGCCUUGAAUGUACCUCGGUCUCGACACAACAUAAACCUCAUCAUGGAAACCGAUGGGGACCACAUGACUGAGAACUUCGAAGAAUUCACCCUUGACUCUCUGGAGCUGGAGGAGGAGCAUGAUGAUGGGGACAGAGGCAGAGGGAAGGAAAACCUGCCAAUUUCAGAACAGCGGAGAUGCGGCGACGGAGCUGAAACUAAGCUUGACAGCAAGAUGAGAGAGGAGGCAAAGAAUGACAAUGCCAACAGCGCAUCAGCUGCCAUCGUAAUAUCAUCUGGACAAUAUGAAAAAUUCUUAGAGGCUACUGGUCUUAGCCAAAAGUCAAUACUGACUCCAACGCGAAUGUUUUCUAAUCAUAGGUCUAUGCUGAAGCCCCGGGACAUCAAGCAUCGCAACAAGCUCCGCGCAGCAUUCACCACCCUCUCCACACUGGAAGAGACGCCUGGCUCUGGCGGAGUUUAUAAAUACUGGACAGAGCCCUACCUAUAAACCCUACCUCAUUUCUCAUAUGUUGCGUGACUAGCUAUGAUGAGUCUUAGCUAUGGAUUGAUUUGGGGUAAUUUUCCCAUUACGGUUAAUGGAAAAUUAGGCUUAAAGUAAUCUAGCAUAAGGCUCAUGGUUGCUGUAAUGUAGCAUAGUUUGAGAUUAUUAACAUUAGUGCGAUUGCUUAAGAUUACCAGUGUACAGUAUUUCAGAGAUUGUGAACUCCAGUCAAAUGUGAUCAGUUUGAACAUGCGGUCACUUGAUCAAGUAUCAUUGUCUCUAUUUUCUCCUCUCUCUCUCUCUCUCUCUCUCUCUCUCUCUCUCUCUCUCUCUCUCUCUCUCUCUCUCUCUCUCUCUCUCUCUCUCUCUCUCUCUCUCUCUCUCUCUCUCUCUCUCUCUCUCUCUCUCUCUCUCUCUCUCUUUCUUUUCUUUUCUUUCUGGUACAACUACUUACUCUUUUAUACUUCAUAAUUGAAAUUAAGAUAACUAUUGCAAGCAUCUCCACUGUCUUUCCAAAUAAGCUUUCUAUCACACAUUAAUGAGAGAGUUUCUGUAUGUACUUUUUCUGUAUGUAUAUUUUGUUUAUUAUGUGCAGAUGAAAUAAUUAUUUUGUAAUUAAACACAUGGGAAUGCACUCAGAAUUUUGUAAUUAAACACAAAGGUAAAUCCACUGCCUGAAAUGUCUCACGUUUGAUCCACUGACUGUAUCUGACUGUAUUUCAGAGGAAACUAUUCAUAUGUAAAUUAUGUUGUUACUCACUGUUAUUCUGAUUUCACUGUUUCUAGGACAGUUUAUUGUAAAACCUACUUAAAAAAAACUCUUACAUGACUAUUUCUCCAUAUCUGUAAAGUAAAAGAGAUAGAAACUAUGCACAAUUGAAUACUUUUUUCUCACUUCCUCCCUCCAAUCAUUCAUGGAGGUUUGCUGGGAAAGUGAUGAAAGUAUUAUUAGAAAACUUGCCUCUGUAGUUAUAUUCAUCACUGUGAAUGUAUUACUCACAUGGGCUAGCAUGUGAAUUAUUUAUCUUGGCUAAGAUAAGACCUACAAAAAUAAUAACAUGAAAUGUUAUUUGAAUUAUCUUCUCUAUACUGAGGCAUUAGUAUGCACUGUAUCAAUGCCUGAAUCUAUCUUCUGUAUUUUUAGAGUAAGCACGAAUGUAGCUUUGGAUAUUCUGGAAAUUGUCAUGUAACGGUUUACUGAGACCCAUUUAUAUGAUCUGAUCUAUACUUCAUAUAUGAUUGUAAUUGAAUGUAAUUACUAUGGUAUUUCAGCCUUGAGCAGAUAUAUCAUAUGAACUCCCUAAAAUUGAAAAAUGAAAAUUCAGUUAGGUCAGGAAAAUAUGAAAGGUAGUGUUAUCUAUAAAUAAAGUCUUUUGUUAUUUCAUGAUGAGCAUCAAGGGGUAUAUAAUCUUAUGCAAGUAAAAAAAUCUGCACCGUUGUCUUUUUAGGAGAGCAAAUAUUUCUCAAGUGUUGCACUUACUGUUUCUCAUUUGCCAAAAAAAACACUCUUACACACAGAGAAACUAUAUUUACUUUUCUAACCAGUAUUAUGAGAAAAUAAAGUUUUAGUCUUACUCUAGGAUUUCCUGCUGUGUUGGUCUCUUUGAGUGAUAUCAAGACUAAACAGUUUAAAUUCCUUAUCGUGCAAUUAAGAUAUUGAGGCACAAAGCAUCAAACAAUCACAUUUUUUUCUAAGUCUCACUAGUCUUGGCAGAUUGCCAUCUUCCGUUGUUUCAUCUGUUUGAUCUUUCUCUUGUUCUUCAAGAGCACUCCUGUAGAAUCUACUUAUGCUCAAAUUUUGGUAGCUACACCAUAGAUAUUUGUGUAAGAUGAAAAUAUUUAUAUUAACCUAAGUAUAUCCCAAGCAUUUGGCAACACCUAAUUCUUUGUCAGCUGCAAACCUAAAAAUAAUUUCUUUUUUUGUAAUAAUGAAACUGUAAUUAACCAUUCAUCAAUGUAUAUAAAAAUCUAUCUCUUGGCAUUUGCCAUGUGAAAUUGUCAAAUAAUUAUAUCUUUAAUAAAUUUAUUGAAUCUAU